UGUGGCUGACUUCCUGUCUCCUACAGGCAGGAAACGAGCGGCAACCACAGAAGAAGGACUUCCCCUCUGAGAUGAACUGGAUGAAUGUGCUGGGCAGCUAAAUCACCUACUUUCUAUUAGAACACGUGUGUUUAAAGACUACUGCAGGGUGCUGUUUGGAGUGAUAAUGUCGGGGAUACCUGCAGACACAUGGCAGCCGCCCACAGUGGCCGUGGACACCACGAUGGGGACAGUUGUGGUGGAGCUGUACUGGAGACAUGCACCAAAAACCUGCAAGAACUUUGCAGAGCUGUCCAGAAGAGGCUACUACAUCAACACCAAGUUUCACCGGAUAAUCAAAGACUUCAUGGUGCAGGGAGGAGACCCCACAGGAACAGGUCGCGGUGGUGCCUCCAUAUUUGGUAAACAGUUUGAAGAUGAACUGAGCCCAGAACUGAAAUUCACAGGUGCCGGUAUUGUGGCGAUGGCCAAUGCAGGACCAGACACAAACGGCAGCCAGUUCUUCUUCACUCUGGGACCCACUCAGUGGUUGGAUGGAAAGCACAGUAUUUUUGGAAGAGUAUGCCAGGGGAUGGGAGUGCUGAACCGGAUUGGGAUGGUAGAGACGACCGGUCAAGAUCGGCCAGCCGAUGAUAUCAAAAUCAUCAGAACUAAUGUACCCAAAUAAACAAAAACUGAUUUUUUUUUUAUACUGAUUUUUUUAAAUAAAUAAAUGUUUGUUAAAAGUUUCAA
Sebastes umbrosus (honeycomb rockfish) is the source of this 732-nucleotide messenger RNA. RefSeq names its product peptidylprolyl isomerase (cyclophilin)-like 1 (gene ppil1). Bases 167 to 667 code for a protein of 166 amino acids. The transcript has 4 exons. Gene Ontology annotation, cellular component: catalytic step 2 spliceosome. Lineage: Eukaryota; Metazoa; Chordata; Actinopteri; Perciformes; Sebastidae. Gene Ontology annotation, molecular function: peptidyl-prolyl cis-trans isomerase activity. The record is from RefSeq and is a predicted model, not a curated record. Gene Ontology annotation, biological process: protein folding; protein peptidyl-prolyl isomerization.